AUGACUUCGACCACGAACCGCGACCUCUGUCGCUUCUUCUACGCGGCGACAACUGACCACUACUACGCCUGCAACUACUGCGGCACGCGCCGCCAGCAGCUUCCCUCAAGUGGCUACGCCAACUUGCUCAGCCAUCUCAAGGACAAGUACCCCAACUACGUCGAGGACUACGCAGCCCAUCAGCUCAGCCAGGCUGGAUCUCUCUCCGCCUUUGGCUUUGUCAACCCGAGGGCAGCCAACAUGUACCGCUGGAUGGCGUGGGUCGUCGACCGCAACAUGCCCCUCAGUGAGGUCGACGACCCAAUCACCUGGGCGAUGUCUGCCCUAGAUCCCACCUGCUCCAAGACCCUGAAGCUCUACCUGGCUUCUACGAAGGCGCUUGUCGAGGGCGUGAUCGGUGUCGACAUGCAAGGGGUGUGCGGCGCCAUGUACGACGCCACCAACCGAGCAACUGCGACACGCCUCGAGGUCCCGCUGAUUGGCUGUGCAUCUCACCGCUUUAAAUUGGCGGUGAACAAGUACCUGGAGGACUGCACGGACGAUGUGCGCGCGGUGAGCGCGCUGAUGCAAGCGUUGCGCACCAUCAACAAUCGCGCUGCGUUGAAGGACCAGACGAAGCUGUCGCCGCUGCGCCUGAACGUGACCCGUUGGGGCUCAACCUUCAAGAUGUUGGCGCGCUACGUUCGUAUCCGGGACGAUAUCAAGCAAGUCACCGUUGCACUCCAGUCCGACGACCUGUCACUUGCAGAUGUGCGUGUGCUGUCCGACUCUAUUGUUGAGCGCUUCCCGCUGCUUAAGUCAAAGCUCGGCCCCACGGCAAGCAUCGUGCACUCUCCCAGCUUCGAGACGGCUGCUGUGAAGUGGGGAAGGCCAAAGCGCAAAACAAAGGCGACACAGGGUGGUGUAGCUGACGCCUAUGUGCCGAUCACUCAAAACACCAAGCGACGCACAGGGCGCGCGCCCAAACCAGCUGAGGAACGCACAGUCGGGUCCACCCACCCUCUGUCGAUGUCAAACCUAGAGCUGCUUGAACGUGCUGAGGCGCUUAUCGGCUCGGAGACUGAUGAAUCUAACGAAAGCGACUCCGAGGAAGUAGAAGGAAGUGAUGGUGAUAAAAUGGACUGUCAAUGA
Molecule: messenger RNA, 1131 nt
Organism: Phytophthora sojae
Lineage: Eukaryota; Oomycota; Peronosporomycetes; Peronosporales; Peronosporaceae
Exons: 4
Coding region: 1-1131 (376 amino acids)
Source: RefSeq, a predicted model, not a curated record